AUCGAUUAAUAGUUUCCUAGAUCUGUUUACACACGGCCAUACAUCAAUCUCGGUUUUUGCCGGAUAUAUAAUUAGUCGUUCAAAGUCAAUUAUUUUAUCGGGCACGCUGUCUCGAAUGGAAAUAGCUCUUUAUUGUUAGUUCGAAUUGGUCGUCAGUAUGAGUAAGAAUGUUAUGUUCAGUGCUGUGAUUGUUUUGGUCGGCGCGCUGGUGUUUUUCCAGUUUGUGGGAGUUUCUUCCAAAGGAUGUUCAUUACCUCUGAGGGCAGCCGAUGAAGAACAUAUGCCAGUGUUGGUUGACAACUCUACCUCUAAAUAUAAACUUAUCAUCCCAGACAAAGGCAACGUUAUAUUGAGUAAAGAUGAGAGGAUUAUUCUUCUUUGUCCUAGCUACAGAAAUACCCUAGCCAUCACAAACACCAAUUCGUCAGUUAUCACCUGUGUAAACGAGCAAACGAUAAAGAUCUUGAAGAAAAAUGAGGACUUCCAGAAGGUGGUAUGUUCUAAGGGUGUUAGAGGGGCCACCAUGAGUACAAACACGAAAUGUGCAAACGGACAGGGUCGCAUUAUCAAAAUAGGAUUUCCAGUGGAAAGAGGACAGUUUUUGACCCUGAUUGAAACAUGUUAUGACGGUAAAAAUGGGAACGCUCUGUAUUCCUCCCACGUGUUGAUUGGAAGUGAGAUGGAUUAUGCUUCGAAAUCUAACUUUAGACCACCCUUCAGCACUGAAGGACUUGGUCCAGGGGUGUCAGCUGAUGUUGCCUACAAGCAAACGUACGAAAAAGCAACUUUCAACAGUGUUCUCGGUUCUGCUAAGCUUGCAGCUCAGUACAUCAACAAGAGUUCGUAUUUGGCCAGGGGACACUUAGCACCAGACGCUGAUUUCCUGUUUGCCUCUUGGCAAUAUGCGACUUUUUUCUAUAUUAACACUGUUCCCCAAUGGCAAGCCAUCAACAAUGGUAACUGGAAGAGGCUGGAGUAUCUGGUGAGGGAUACUGCAGCGUUUUACGGUGAAGAUUUGGAGGUUCACACUGGUAGCUACAAAGUCCUCCAGUUACCAGAUGUCAACGAAGCUCCCACCAAUAUUUUCCUAGUUUCCAAAUCGAAACUUGCAGUUCCCAGAUUCAUGUGGAAAAUAAUCUACUCGAAAAAGUCGAGAAAAGCUAUAGCUUUCGUAGCACUGAACAACCCUUUCGUGACUAGGUUAGGGACCAAGGAUAAGUUGUGCACCAACAUUUGCAACCGUUAUGGUUGGGACAGAUCAGCUUGGAUGGACGGCUCCAAAGGUUUCAUAUAUUGUUGUGAUGCCAGGGAUCUCUUGCAGGUGAUUGGGAUCGGGCCUAAAUUAGAUGUUAGGGGUGUCUUGGAUGCUCCAAACUUGUCCAAUAGGUUCUAUGAUUUUUAACAUGGUCCGGAAGCCUUUGAAUUUAUCAAUUAAUUCCUACAGAAAAUUAGG
This is a messenger RNA of Coccinella septempunctata (seven-spotted ladybird), 1453 nucleotides long. RefSeq lists its product as uncharacterized. The record is from RefSeq and is a predicted model, not a curated record. Gene Ontology annotation, cellular component: nucleus; mitochondrial inner membrane. Gene Ontology annotation, biological process: apoptotic DNA fragmentation. Gene Ontology annotation, molecular function: single-stranded DNA endonuclease activity; nucleic acid binding; metal ion binding. NCBI's taxonomy places the organism in Eukaryota, Metazoa, Arthropoda, Insecta, Coleoptera, Coccinellidae. Bases 158 to 1402 code for a protein of 414 amino acids. The transcript has 5 exons.